Messenger RNA from Triticum aestivum (bread wheat), 1209 nucleotides. RefSeq lists its product as uncharacterized. The transcript has 11 exons. NCBI's taxonomy places the organism in Eukaryota, Viridiplantae, Streptophyta, Magnoliopsida, Poales, Poaceae. The record is from RefSeq and is a predicted model, not a curated record. Bases 1 to 1209 code for a protein of 402 amino acids.
AUGCACUCUCGCUCGCUGCCUCUUUUAGAAGACGAUGACCUUGUCCAUCGUGAUGCCAACAACUGUAUGUCCAAUGGAAGUGAUCUCAAUGCCCAGCCUGAUGAGGACAACCAUAUGGUGAAUGAGAAAGAAGAUGGUGACCUCGUCCAUCAUGAUGACAACACCUCUAUGGCCAAUGGAAGUGAUCUUGUUGCCCAGCCUGAUGAGCACAACCAGAUGCCACAAACAUAUUGUCUUGGCUAUCAUCCGAGCUUAGUUCCUUAUGUAGGUGUGCAAUUAGUAGAGGAGCAAUCUGAAAGGGGCAAAAACUUGGGGAAAGGCCUCAACAGGAUGAGUCGAGCUUGGAGGUCCAAAAUGCCACUCAUUAUUCAAGAGAGAAAGAUAAGGCCAAAGUUGCCUCUUCUUGCUGCAAAAUUUGCAACUGAACGCAACAUUGCUGUUAGAGACCAUGUGCCUGUGCUUCAAUGCUGGAAGGAUUACAAGAAUCAUCCUGGGAGUUAUAAUUUAUUUAGUAGCAAAGUAGCGAUAAAGUACCACAUGGACACUGAAGCUGCACCAGUUACGAAGGCUUGUACACAAAUGAUGAAGUCAGCAGUACGCCAGCAGCAAUACAGGCUCAAGAAGAAGUAUUUUGAUCCUUUCCCUCUCAAUUUGGUGACGAGAAUUUCUCCUGUCAAAUCAAUGACUGAUGACCAAUGGAAUGCCCUUGUGGAAAGUUGGAAGAAUCCCACAAAAAUGGAGAUCUCUCAAAAGAAUAAAGCGAACCAUGCUCAAGUUAAGUUCCAUCAAACAACUGGUUCGCGCAGCUAUCCUGUGCAUUGUGUUAAUUUGGGAGAAAAAUACAAAGAUGAAGAACCCAAUGCAUUGGAUUUGUUUAAGGAAUGCCAUUACAGCAACAAGAAGAAAGGGUACACAGACACCGUACAAUCUGCAGUUGUAAGUCAGGAAAAUAAAAGACAGUGCACUACGGAUGGACAACAACCUAUCUCCGUGACUAAUGUUGUACCUGACGUGCUCACUCAGCACACCAAGAAGCCUAAGUUUCUUCAGCAUGUGGGGAUCCAGCAUGUGCGUGAGAGAACUAGUGGUACCAACCUUGAAGCACAACUGGCAGCGGAGAAGAAAGGUAGUGCAGAGCUUCGGGAGAUUGUCAACACCUUGACUAAGAAGGUAGAGGAAUUAGAAGAAGCAAGCCGAAAUGGACGCUAA